This is a messenger RNA of Neogale vison (American mink), 378 nucleotides long. RefSeq names its product oxytocin/neurophysin I prepropeptide (gene OXT). Gene Ontology annotation, cellular component: secretory granule; extracellular region. The record is from RefSeq and is a predicted model, not a curated record. The coding region runs from base 1 to 378 and encodes 125 amino acids. Gene Ontology annotation, molecular function: neurohypophyseal hormone activity. The transcript has 3 exons. Lineage: Eukaryota; Metazoa; Chordata; Mammalia; Carnivora; Mustelidae.
AUGGCUGGCCCCGGCCUCGCCUGCUGCCUGCUGGGCCUCCUCGCCCUGACCUCCGCCUGCUACAUCCAGAACUGCCCCCUGGGCGGCAAGAGGGCUGCGCUGGACCUCGAUGUGCGCCAGUGUCUCCCCUGCGGCCCUGGGGGCAAAGGGCGCUGCUUCGGGCCCAGCAUCUGCUGCGGCGACGAGCUGGGCUGCUUCGUGGGCACCGCCGAGGCGCUGCGCUGCCAGGAGGAGAACUACCUGCCAUCGCCUUGCCAGUCCGGCCACCAGCCUUGCGGGAGCGGUGGCCGCUGCGCCGCCGCCGGCAUCUGCUGCAGCCCGGACGGCUGCCGCGCCGACCCCGCCUGCGACCCCGAGGCCGCCUUCUCCCAGGGCUGA